This is a messenger RNA of Choloepus didactylus (southern two-toed sloth), 4742 nucleotides long. Its product is annotated as zinc finger protein 614-like. Lineage: Eukaryota; Metazoa; Chordata; Mammalia; Pilosa; Megalonychidae. The transcript has 3 exons. Gene Ontology annotation, molecular function: RNA polymerase II cis-regulatory region sequence-specific DNA binding; DNA-binding transcription factor activity, RNA polymerase II-specific. Gene Ontology annotation, biological process: regulation of transcription by RNA polymerase II. Bases 1581 to 2192 code for a protein of 203 amino acids. The record is from RefSeq and is a predicted model, not a curated record.
GCCUCAGUCAAGAGUAUAGUGGGGAGAGUGGGGAGGCUGCCCAUUGAGAGGGCCAGGCCAAGGCUCCUUAAUGGUCCCUCUGUGCAAACAUCCAUGCAGCUUCUUGGGGAAAGACUUAUGGGUAGGGUCUAUUGCAAGUGGUAUUUGCCCCCUUCCCCAGGGUGAAUAUCUGGUCCACCCUGAUCUCUGGCUGAGGGUAAGGGGAGACAGAGAGGAUAUCUCUGAGACCCCACUCCCAAGCUGAAGAUGGGGUGAAUUGAGGCUGUGGUGAGCAGUGAGAUUUGAAAGUAUGAAGGCCUGCAUGGAGGUUCACUGGAACAGGGAGCAAGCUUCUCUGAUGGGGGUGAAGGGAAAUAAAGGGGAAUUGCCAGCUCAGCUAGCUCUGGAGCAGGCGUCAGCUCUCUGCAGGAGCAGGGCUAGAGUCUUUUUGGAAGUUGGUGGUAGUGGCAGCAGACAGUGCUCCUAUAGGAGCAGUGACCCUUUGGGUAGUGGUGGCUCUGCAGGGGCAGGGAUUGUGGUAGUGGUGGUAUGCAUGUUGAGUUUUGAGGGGUGUAUAGUUAUUGAGCAGCUGGUACAUCAAAAAGAGCUUCCAACAGUGAGUCAGGAGACUUAAGGUCUAGCCCUGGCUCUACUUGCUGUGCGACCUUGGGCCAAGUAUGUUGACCUUAUUGAGUCUCAGUUUCCCCAUUGGUAAAGUGGGGUCAAUAAGCCCUACCCUGCCCCUUCCUCAGGACUGUUGUGAGCACAAUUGGAGGCAAUUUAAGAGGAGCACAAUGCCCUGGGAAAGAGGUCCUUAAGAGAACUGGCACAAAUGAGGAUGCAGCUGGCUCCUUGGGGAUGUUGGGCCUAGAGUGUGUUGCUCAGCCUUGGGCCUGGCUUUGCUGUGGGGAUACCAAGAGGAAUAAAUCUGAGACCUGGCCCUCUGGGAGCCCAGAUUCUGGUUCAGUGACUUGCAAACCUUUUGAAUGCAUGCCUCAUUUUGAUAAACAAAGAGUUGCUGCCUUUCAUGUUUAACCAAGGUCACAUGCAAGUUUCCAGGAUUUUUGUUUAGUUUCUUUUUUUGUUUCAAGCUUGGCAAAGAUAUCUUUAAACCUUUGGGGACCCCACUCUUCCUUCCAGAUUUGGGAUGUACCUCCCUUCUCCCCUUCUUGAGAAUCUGGUUGGAAGAUAAGACAUAUCAAGGUGAAGGAUAACUUAAAAUACCAGAAGGCCUCUGAAUAGUAUUCAUUUUGCAUUUAUUCAAUGUCUUGUGUGCCUGGUGCUGGGGAAAAAAGGAUAAGGGCAGCUCUGUCCUUAAGUUGCUCACAGAGGAGGAAGCAGAGGUGGGCAUGACUGAUUAUCAUAUAGUGUGAUAAGUCCCUGGAUUGGGCCACACUGUUCAAGAAAGGCCUAAUGGGGUCCGGGAAGGCUUCCAGGAGGAGGUGGCACUUGAGAUGGAUCUUGAAGGAGGAGCAGGAGGUGAUUUAAGAGCAGAGGAGAAAGAAGGACAUUCCAGCAGGGGAAGACUGGCUUGAACAAAACAUAGAGGGGACAAGGCUUGAGGCUGUGGGAAGGGCUGGUGACUGCAGCUGGAAGUGCCCAUGACAGAGCUGGUGCCCUCCGGGGGCGGGUCCCCCGCGGGGGACGGGGAGGAGGGUCUGGGGGACGAGCAAGGCCUGGUCAUCCACCACCCUGCGGAGGAGCAGCCCCACCGCUGUCCGCUGUGCGGCCAGACCUUCUCGCAGCAGCCCAGCCUGGUGCGGCACCAGAAGGCCCAUGCGGGGGCGGGCCGGGCCGCCUCCUUCGUCUGUCCCGAGUGCGGCAAGGCCUUCAGCGUCAAGCACAACCUCGAGGUCCACCAGCGCACCCACACAGGGGAGCGGCCCUUCCCCUGCCCCGAGUGCGGGCGCUGCUUCAGCCUCAAGCAGAACCUCCUCACGCACCAGCGCAUCCACAGCGGCGAGAAGCCCCACCAGUGCGCCCAGUGCGGGCGCUGCUUCCGCGAGCCGCGCUUCCUGCUCAACCACCAGCGCACGCACGCGCGCCUGCCCCCGCCGCACCCGCGCCGCCCGGGGGUGUUUGGGGAGCGGCGCCCCUACUUCUGUCCUCGCUGCGCCAAGAGCUUCGCCCGCGAGGGCUCCCUCAAGACCCACCAACGCAGCCAUGGCCACGGGGCCGAGGGGCAAGCGGCCCACCUUGGCCGGGUGCUCUGAUGGGCACCGGGCCUGCCGCCUGCCUUAUCCCGCCCCAGACCCGAGUCCAUGACCACCGGAAAUGGCCCUGGGCCGUGGCCCGGUUUCUGGAUGGGCACGAGCGGGCGUCGGGGGAGCCAGGAGUCCCAGGAGAAGGGGAGAGUGGCCGUCAGGCCCGGGUGGCCCUCUUUCAUUCCUCACCUAGGCCCCUCCGGCUUGCUGAACAUAGCUGCUUUGGCCCCCGCUUUGACUUUCCUCUUUGGGCUCCCCCCACCUAGAGCAGAUACAGUCUGGGCAGGACCUCAUGACCUGGUAGGCUCAGGACACAUCUGUGCACAGAGAGUCUAAGAACAGGGUCCCAUGGGGGCCUGGCUGGCACUGUGUCCUGCCACAAGGACCCUUCCCUUAAGAAGAUCUACCAUGGGAGGUGCCCUGCAGUGACAGCAGAGAAGUCUGGGAUGGAGCUGGAAUUGGGAAGAAGUGCUAUGCGCUGGUGGAAAAGCUCAUAGGGGCUGGUGGGAGUCACUGCUGGGACUGACUUCAUCCUGUCUGCCUGGCCAUGGACCUCAACUCUUGUGUGGCUGCAGGAACUGCUCCUGUUUGGAGAGCUGGCUUCUCUGCUCUUGCCUUCUCCACCACUUGACUAAUGUCCAGAGACACAAAGUGACUGACCUAAGAUAACACAGCAAAUUGGUAGCAGAACUGGGUCUAGAGGCAAAGCCUUCCCCCAGAUGUGGACGAUACUUGAAGUCUUCGUUUUCCUUUCAGAGCAAAUUGUUCUUAAUGCUUUGGAGGUCAUGAAGCCCUUUGAAAAUGUGAUAAACGUUACGGACCUUCUCCCCGGAAAAACAUACCUACUCAUAUAGAUGAAAACAUUUACAAGCAAUUUCAGGGGAUUCCUGGAGUCCCCGAAUGAAACCCAUCUCUGGACUCGAGGCUGAGAACUUUGGACCUGGGGACUUACCCUGCGCCACCCUUUCCUUGCCAGGCACUUGCAGAGCCCUGAGUCAGGGCCACCAUACAAGGCUGUGUCCCUCCCUGCUGGCCAAUCCUUCUCCCCUUGUUCAGGAAUAACGAGUUCUGAUGAGGGAACCCUUUUAAUUAGUCACUUCUCCCACAGCUAAUGAAUUAGGCGCCAGGUUUCUAGAACCUAAUUUCCCUUUCCCAGAUACUGCUGGAGGUUGCCUGGGCUGGAUUUGCACUUUCCCUCUGGUUUUAGGUUUCUUGUUCUGCCUGGGUGGCUGCUGACAAGUCACCACAGGACCCCAGGCUUCCUGGCCUGGGCUCUGAUUUCACUGUGAAGGUGACAGGGGAAACUGGAACCUCUGUGGGUGCUGGGUGGAAGCAUGAGUUUGGUCUGAGGUCUGCCCCAGGGAGAAGGAAUCCUCUGCUUCCACCAGUCAAGCCCAGACAGAGAGGUCAACCUGGAGCCCAGAAGUGUCUACCUGUCUCCCCAGAAUGAACCGCCCAUCAGAAAAGUGACAGAGCAGGGUGGGAAUGGGUUUUCCAAGACACCCAGAUUUCAUGAAGUUGAUUAUAUUUAGUGAAAUGCUUGGGGCUGUGGAGAGGCCUUUUACCUUGGAAUUUAAGAGCAAAUCCCAGUUGCGUGAACUGUGAGGCAUGCUGGAGUUGUGUAUUAGGUGGUAGAGCCUGUUUUGAGCUGGGAGAUGCCAACACUUGGCUGGGUUUCUGUCGUAGUUGUCGGGAGACACAUCUCUGGGUUCCUGCCUGGGGUCUUGGCUUGUCCAAUCUCUGAUGCAGUUUAGUUCAUAGUUUCUCACUGACCACCUACCUUCUGCAUAGCCCUGGGGUGAAAAACAAAAUGCUCUGGGGAAGAGCAGAGAAAGAGAAGUCAGCCCACCUUCCAGAAGCUUCAAUUCCGGCUCUGAUCCUUGCUCACCCUAGAGGAAACCUCACAAAUGCACCCCUUGUCUGCUGUUUGUCCAGCUGCUCUCCUUCCUGCCUCUGUGCCUUCCCUUGUAUUGCUCUGAAAUGUCCUUUUCCCUCUCCUAGCCACCAGGGCCUAGCUUUCCUAACUUCCUUAGCCCACUUUCCUCUCUUUUCUCUGAGCAGUACCUGUGUGCAGCAUACCGUCUCACACUUGAGGGUUAUGUGCUGUCCCAAAUUUGUUUCCUCCUCUGUGUGGGUGUGUCUUGAAUCUUCAAGUAGACUGUGAGCUCCCUGAGUGCAAGGGAACUGUGUAAUUUCUUUUUGAACAGGGCCUACCCUAGCACAGGGCUGGGCGUCAGGACACUCAGGAAAUACUUGUCGACUGAUGAAACAAGUGCUAGAGGUUGUGGGGUGGCAGUAAUGGGAGGACAGAAAGGGAAGAGGGGCAUGUGAAUUUACAACUGUAUGCAUUUUAUUGGGGUGUGGGCUGGCUCCCCUGGGGUAAUGCUGGGCAUAGGAGGCCUCAGGAUCUCCUCUACUUGGGGAAGUGGAAGCAGGAGGGAGUUCCCCCACCCCCAUGGCUAAGCAGGCGUGCACGUAAAUGGUCUUACAGGCUGGAUAUUUCUGAAGGUCACCGACACCUGUUGGAGCUGACCAAAUUGAAUAAAUCUUCUCCUGGCA